Molecule: messenger RNA, 4315 nt
Organism: Macaca mulatta (Rhesus monkey)
Lineage: Eukaryota; Metazoa; Chordata; Mammalia; Primates; Cercopithecidae
Source: RefSeq, a predicted model, not a curated record
CCGGCAGCGCUGCUGGCGGCCGUUCAGGUCUGGAAAACUCACACUGUUUUUCCUCUACUCUCACACCACAAGAAUCAUCAGCACAGAGGAAGACUUCUGUGACCAAAUGUGGCGGGAGAGGGAGUUUGUCACCAGCAUGUGAGCAGUCAGCUCUGCAGCAGACUCGGCUGGGUGUCCUUCAGUUCAGUUCCACUAUCGCCUGCCUGGAGAGAGGUCAGACCACAGGCGGCCACCAUGCUGCCACUGGACUCAGAGCCGGCCCUGAAUGAGCUGCUGCUUCACAAGGAGGAGGAGUGGAGGGCGUUGCAGGCCCACCGCAGCCAGCUGCAGGAGGCGGCUCUGCAGGACACACGGAGCCAGCUGGAGGAGGCGCAGGGGAAACUGCGGUGCCUGCAGGAGGACUUUGUCUACAACCUUCAGGUGCUGGAGGAGCGGGACCUCGAGCUGGAGCGCUAUGAAGCUGCCUUCGCCCGGGCCAGGGAGUGGGAGGAGGCCAGGCGGGCAGAGGUGAGCGAGCUCAAGAUAGAGGCAGCUAAGCUGAGGCAGGCGCUAGCCAGAGAGGCCAGGAAGGUGGAGGAGCUGCAGCAGCAGCAGCAGCUGGUGUGGCAGGAGCAUCGCCUGGAGCUGGAGCGCGUCCACAGUGACAAGAAUGGUGAGAUCGACCACCACCGGGAACAAUAUGAAAAUCUGAAAUGCAGGCUGGAGAGAAAACUUGAGGAGCUCGAUGGUGAGCUUGCUCUGCAGAGACAGGAACUGCUGCUGGAGUUUGAAUUGAAAAUGCAGAAGAGGGAGCACGAAUUCCGUCUGCAGACUGACAACAUGAGCAACACAGCCUUGUCCCAGGAGCUCAAGGUUAAACUACUGCACAAAGAGCUGGAGGUUCUGAAGGAGGCCGGGGCAAAGGCUGCAGAGAGUCUACAGAGGGCAGAGGACACCAACGCCGAGCUGGAGAGGAAGCUCCAGAGUCGAGCCGCGGAGCUCCGGGACCUGGAGGCCAUGAACUGCGCCCGGGUAAAGGACUUAGAGGAUAAACUUCACUCUGUGCAGCUAACCAGGAAGAAGGAAGAGGAAACAUUUAAGAGGAAGCAUGAGGAGCUCGACCGUCUGGCCAGGGAGAAGGACGCGGUGCUGGUGGCGGUGAAGGGAGCCCACGUGGAGCAGCUGCGGGAGCUGCAGGCCAGCAUUCUGGAGCUGCAGGCCCACUGCGAGACCCUCGAGGCACAGCUCCGCAGGGCAGAGUGGAGGCAGGCCGACACGGCCAAGGAGAAGGAUGCUGCCAUUGACCGACUUCGUGAAGAUGCGUCAACUGUAAAAUCUGCCUGGGAUGCUCAGAUUGCUCAACUGUCUAAGGAGAUGGUCUCCAAAGACCUUCAGAUUCAGACACUGCAGGAAGAAGAGGUGAAGCUCAAGGCACAGGUGGCCCGAUCCCAGCAGGACAUUGAAAGGUACAAGCAACAGCUGUCCCUGGCGGUGGAAAGGGAGCGGAGCCUGGAGCGUGAUCAGGUGCAGCUGGGCCUGGACUGGCAGCGCCGCUGUGACGACAUUGAAAGGGACCAGAUCCAAAAGUCAGAGGCCCUGAUUCAGGGUCUGACCACGGCAAAAAGUCAGGUUGCUGCCAAGCUGCAGGAGACAGAGCGGGCGCUACGGGAGCAGGAGGUGGUGCUGAAGGCCGUGACCCUGGAACGAGACCAGGCCGUGCAGGCCCUGAGGAUGCAUGGGCUCCCCGGACCAGGGGCGCAGAUGCUCCUCGGGCAGCAUGAAGAAGAAAUAAGUAAAGACUUUCCAUCCAGUGAGAUCCAGCAGCUCCGAGAGCAGAACACGAGCUUGCGAAGCGCGAUUGCCCAGAUGAGGAAAGAAAUGGAGGCUCUAAGCCAUCAGAUUCCUCCUCCCGCCCAGACAGCGGCAGAGAGCACAGAUGCAAACCAGCCUGACCCAAAGGCUGGGGGAGACACCGCCACUCCUGAUUAUGUUCUGGCCCUUGAAGCAGAAAUACGAACUCUAAAGCAUAAGUUUAAAACUCUGGAAGAGCAUCUAGAAGAUGUGCUGGAUCCUUUAAAGAUGUCCUCACCUCGUGCCGAGUCUCAGCCCAGCGUCCGCACCUCGACAGAGACGACUGGAGGGUCUGUCCAAGCUGGCCCAGUGUCCUCCGGACUGGCACUCAGGAAGCUCGGGGACAGAGUGCAGCUCCUAAACCUGCUGGUGACACGACUCAGACAGAAGGUGCUGCGGGAACCCCUGGAGCCGGCCGCUUUCCAGCGUGAGCUUCCCCGUGAGGUGGACCAGGUACACCUGGAGGUUUUGGAGCUGCGGAAACAGGUGACUGAGCUGGGGAAGCAUCUCAGGAUAGCCCACCACGAGGGAGCAGAGCCUUCAGUCCAGAAGCAGCCCCCAGCCUCGGACGCCGUGACCCUAGGGAGAGAGGGCCUCGCCAAGGGAGAGCCUGUGGAGGCCGAGGACCAGGGGGAGCUUUUCCUGCACCUCCGGCCGGUGGCACGCGCCCCCCAGACCUUAUCUAUGCACCAACUCCAGAGGAAGCUGAAGGAGGCAGCCAGAAAAAUCCUCAGCCUCUGCCUGGAGAAGGAGCAGCUCAUCGAGAUGGGGAACAGGCUCCGUGCGGAGCUGGGCAGGCCUGAAGGGCGGCCACCGCACCAUACCCUCCCUCCUGCCCCCGAGGCCCGGAAGCCAGGCGAGGAGCCCAGGAGGCCUUUGGAUCGCAGCCCACCUUUGGGACAGGUGCAGCCCCAUUUUACAGCUCAGGACGCCAAGAGUGCCGAGGAGGAGUGUCCUUUGGGACCCUUGGGAAAGCACCGGCCCCGCCCAGCACAGGUGGGCAGCAGAUUUGAUGCCCUGCGAGGCCCGAAGACACAACGCAGCAUCCACACGGUGACCUGUAAAUCACCUCGGCAGAAAGAAGGCAGGUCCCCAAAGCCACCCCAGGCUCCCAAGCGCCCUGAGGAGCAUGGCCGCCAAUCCCACAGCUCCUCCUCCCUUGCCAGUGGCGCCCUCCAGGACACUUGGAGGUUGCUAGACCUGGGAUCCAGCCCUUCUGGCCUCACCUCCCAGGGUGACUCAACUCCAGGUAGGAGACUGCCCUCCCCAGGAGCUGCCCACAGCUGGCAGCUGGUGGGGGCCACCCUCUCCGAGGGGCAUGUGGAGAGUCAGCACCCUGCAUGCCUCCCACACCCUGAAAUCCCUGCACUUUGGUUGAGUAAUGCACGGAGUCUCCUUACCUCUCAUUUGGCACCUGAGUGUUUCCCAGGUUAUGGUGCAAAGCCCUGAAGGGCAGAAACCAUGCCACCUCCUAGCGCAGCACUGUACACCCGGGUGCGUGCUGACAUAGAAUGGAACGUCCACGUUCUAGGUGAGACGCGCAGGCGUUGGUACACUUUAGACAGCCCGGCUCCCGGGGAAGAGCCAGGCCAACCCCAGUGAUGCUCAGCCUCGGGGGCCAGACAAGCGUCACGCCGCAUCCUUGUCCUCAUCCUGCUUUGCUGCACAGACAUCAUCCCCCUGAGACUCUGCUGUGCACCUAAGUCAUAGGCCUGGUAAACUCAGCAGGUCACAGUGCCAGCUCCUGCGAAUGGUCUCAGGAUGUUUUCAGGAAGGUCUAUUUGAAGGGUGCACCUUGUGGGGACUGCAUGGGUCCAUGACGUAGGAAGAAGGGUGGAGAGAGACGGAUGCUGCUUCGAAGCAGCUAGAGUGGUGGGACGUGCGAUGUGUUGGGGCGGGAGCACGCGUCCGUCCUGUGUGCCUGCGUGGAGGGCGUCCCCUUCUUACCUUGCAGCUUCUGUCUUCCAUCAUGAGGACGUGCCACAUUCAUUUAAGCAUUCUCUCCUUCAUGCGCAUUGUAGGCUGUUUCCAGUCCUUUGCCAUCACAGAUACUGUUAGAAUAGAAACCUUACAGGCUGCAGUGUGUGAAAAUACACGUGUAAGUGCCCCGGCUUGCUUAGUCGAGGCUGCCUGCACACCACGUGUGGUGGACACCAUCGCCUCAGCCUCCGCUGCCCACCCGGAGGCUGCCCCCAGCAGCAGCGUCUGAGAGUCGUGGAGCCACACGGAGCUUUUGCCGGUGGCAGGCAGGGUUGGAAUCAGCGCCUCUGUUAGGAGGUCGUGCCUCUUCGUGUGUGUUUAGGAGUUACUUCCUUUUCCUGUUCUUCAGUUCUCUGCUCCUCUGUAUAUUAGAUUGUCGUCUGUCUUACUGAUUUGUAGCAGCUCGUUAUAUGUGAGAGAAAUUCGGCCUUUUUGGUGAUAGCAGUGCAAAUGUUUUCUCCCAGUUCUUCAUAUUUUUAAAUGUUUCGUGUGGUGUUUUUUUAUG